AUGAAGGUUUUUGAGCGUGUCCUGGAAGCUCGUCUGAGGAAAAUUGUUAGCGUUUCACUCAACCAGUGCGGCUUUGUGAAGGACUGCAGCACUAUAGAUGCUAUCCAUGCUGUCCGAAUCCUCCUGGAGAAACAUCGAGAGAAGAACCGCAGUGUGCAUCUUGCUUUUCUCGAUCUCGAGAAAGCUUUCGACCGUGUCCCACAUGAGCUGUUACGGAUGUCCAUGAGGUCGCAUAAAGUACCAGAAGAAUAUGUGCGGUGGACGAAGCUGCUUUAUGCGAAGCCUACCAGUGUUGUACGUUGGGCUGCUGGAACAAGCAGGCCAUUUCCUGUACAAGUAGAGAUUCAUCAGGGUUCAUCACUGUCAUAUGCUGUGUCUCUGCUGUUCAUACUGUGUAUGGACACGAUAACGAAGGAAACCCAGAAGCAGCAUCCGUGGACUCUACUCUUUGUCGACGAUGUCAUGCUCGCGUCGGAGUCUCUAAAUGAUCUUCAGAAACAAGUACAGUCUUGGAAGGAUCAGCUGCAGCAAUAUGGAUUGCGCCUGAACACAUCAAAAACUGUGCACAUGGAGUGCGGACCAAGGAUAGAGGAUGGUUCAAUUCGUGUCGAUGGCACCGAAUUAAACAAGGUGAACUGUUUCAAGUACCUUGGACCCAAAGUGACUUCCACAGGCGACAUUGAUCAAGAAGGUCGAGCACGUGUUGAUGCUGCAUGGAUGAAGUGGAAAAUGGCAACAGGGCUACUGUGCGACGAGAAAGUCCCUGUUCGACUGAAGUCGAAGAUCUACAGGACGGUUGUGCGUCCUGUUGCACUUCACGAAUGCGAGUGCUGGCCGACGACGAAAGCCUUGGAAAGAGUGCUGCACGCUAUGGAGAUGCGGAUGUUGAGACGAAUGUUGGACGAUAAGUGUAACGCUAAAAGAGAAAGUAUCCAACGACACUGUAGGUUCCAUUUUCGGCGUCGUCCCGAUAACUGA
This is a messenger RNA of Necator americanus (New World hookworm), 978 nucleotides long. RefSeq lists its product as uncharacterized. The record is from RefSeq and is a predicted model, not a curated record. NCBI's taxonomy places the organism in Eukaryota, Metazoa, Nematoda, Chromadorea, Rhabditida, Ancylostomatidae. Bases 1 to 978 code for a protein of 325 amino acids. The transcript has a single exon.